AUGUCUGUUCUUGAUUAAAAUGAAGACCCUUUAUAAAGCCCUCAUAUAGCAAACUCAUUGGUUUUAAUAAGUAAAAGAAAUCUCCACAAUGAAGAUGAUGAGUUUUUGACAAAUUUUAAAACUAAACAAUCUUAAUUUAAUAUGCUAGAAAAAAUAAAGAUUUCUCAUGAUGCAAGUGAGUAAAGCAUAGCUUCUUAAGAUGAUUCUGAUGAAUUUAAUGAUUAAUAAGGAUUUAAAAAUAGGGUUUGGAAGGAGAGAGCACUUAAUGUAAUAGUUCUUGUUGCCCGGUUUGUUACUUACCUAUUAACUAAUUCGGAUAAAUUUAAGUUGAGAUAUUUAGAUCAUAGACAAUUUAAAGUGAUUGGAGAUAAAGCUGCCGAUUUUAAUUUUUAUUUGAAGCAUAAAUUAAUAAGAGCAAGGGAAAAAGGAGGAUCAUGGGUUAUUAAUUAAUACUAUAAUAGUUAGCCUUUUAAACAAAAAUAAAAAUGUAUAUGAAUUUUUUGAGUAUUUUUUCUGCGAUUAUUAGACCAAUAAAGCCAGACAAUAUCUUAAAAUUAUAAUGGGAUGUUAUUGUAUUCUGUAUUCUUUUAAUCAACAUAAUAUACAUACCUUUAAAAAUUUCUUUUGAUAUAACAGUGGGCGAUGGAGUAGAUUUUUUUCUUGACACUCUGCCUUAAUAUGUUUUUGUGUUUGAAAUUUUGUUGAAUUUUAAUGUUGCAUAUUAUUCACGUGGAGUACUUGUUUUGAAUAGAGGAUAAAUCUUUAAACAUUAUUUAAAAGGAAAGUUUAUUUUAGACUUUAUAGUUAUAAUCCCAUUUGUGAUUGGUAGAUAGAAUAUACCUUAUAUAGAGUUUGUUUUAUUAUUUAGAGUUUCAAGGGUAAGAAUUAUAUAUUAAAGAUUAGGUUAUGCAUAUUUUUGAGAACAUCGUUGAAACUCUAAAUUUAAGAGUGAAUUUUGCAUCUACAGUAGAUAUUAUAUCACUAAUGUCAACAUUUUUAUUUGCAUCUCAUAUUAUAGCCUGUUUUUGGCAUUUUAUAGCUAUUUAAGAAUAGGAAUUCGAGACUAAUACAUGGAUACAGAGAGCCCAAUUAUAAGAUGAUAAAUGGUAGGCACGUUAUAUUACUAGUUUUUAUUGGGCAUGUAUAACAACUUUAACUAUAGGAUAUGGAGAUAUUAUUCCAGUAAUAAUUUAAAUAUAUUAUUAGGUAACAAAAUAUGAACAAGUUUUUGUGAUCUUUGUUACAUUAUUGAGUUCAAUUAUCUUUGGUUACACUAUUUCAAGUAUAGGAUCUAUUUUUGCUCAGAUGAGUGAGAAUAAAAAUUAUCUUAGAGAUAGAAUGACUAUGAUUGAUUCUUUUCUUAAAAAAAGAGGAUUAAAUAAAGACUUAUAAGUUAAAGUAAAGAAGUUUUUUGAAUAUUAUCUUAAAUAAGAAAGAGAUACAGAAUCUGAAUGUGAAAAAUUAAUGAUUCAUCUAUCAGGAAAUCUCAACAAAGAAGUUAAAAUAGACUUUUAUAAAAAUUUAUUGUAGAACUCUAAAUUAAUUAGAUAAAACUUUUCUUAACAAUUUAUUGAAAAAUUAUGUAUUUUGGUUAAAGAAUAAACCUUUGUACCAGAGGAGAUUAUAUCUAUUGAAGGGUAAAAUAUAUAUCAUUAGUAGAUAAAAAGUUGAUCGAAUCUACUUUAUUUUAAAAGGAGAAGUAGAAGCAUAUGUUAGCAAUAACAAAAUUAUUAAAUUAUAUUAAAGAAAUUCAGCAAUUGAUGAAAAGUCAUUCAUUUCUUAACAUCCCGCUUAAUUUUCAACUAGAGCUGUAAAAUUUUCUAAAUUGGCUUACAUUACAUAUGAUGAUCUUUUAGAGCUAUUAAAAUAUAAUCAAAAAGAUAGAGAACAUUUUUAUUAUGUUAAACAUUAGAUUGAAUUCAAUGGAAGAAUUAAAAUGGGAGGAUGUGAAUUAUGCCGUCAAAAUCAUACUUUUACUUGUUGUCCAUUUGUAUUCUAUACUCCUAAUUGUCUAAGAUUAUUUAAGAAAAAUGAUCAUGAUGAAAAACAAAAAAGAAAAUUUAUCACUAGAUUGAGAAUGAAUGAAAAAAUUCACAAUGUAAUGUAAAUUAAUUAUUAAUUAAUAGAACACUUUUGGUUAAUUGAGAAAUCUUUAAUCAUCUAUUUUUAAUUUUUGUGCAACUUAAGGUUAUUUCAAUGAAAUUGGACCUAAUUCUGAAUAUAUUAUCUCAAAUAAAUUUCAUAUGCAAUAGGAUUCUGCUGUGGAAGAUUAGGAAGCAAGUGAUUAAAAUUCAUUAUAAGAUUCAGAUAAAAAAAUAUCUUCACAGAAUUUAUUAUUAUAUAAAAGAGAAUCAAAAAGAAAGGAUUCAGAUAUUUAAAACAAAGAUGAAAAAUCAAGUAAAUCUAGAAAAAGGCUAACUAGAAUUUCUGUCUAAAAAAGUAAAUAAGAAAGAGAUUCUACUCCUUUAGAUAAAAAAAUCAAAUCAGGUAUUAAAAGAGCAACAUUGCUCAUAAAUCAAAUGAAAAUGGAACAAAGUUAAAAAAUUGAAGAAGAUUUAAAUUAAUUUUAAUCUUCUUUACCAUUAAAUUUGUAAUAAUAAUAAUAAUAAUAAUAACAAUAACAAUAAUAAUAUCUAUCAUAACAAUAACAACAACAACAAUAAUAAUAAUAAUAACAAUAAUAAUUCUAAUUAUAAUCAAAUUCUUCAGAAUAGCAAAAACUUUAUGAUAUGGAUUAAGUUAUAUUGAUAGAAAUAGAAAUUGCUAAAUUAAUUGCAGCUAAAGAAUGUAAUAUAGAUACUUAAACUGAUAUGGAAUUCUAUGAUACUGGAUUUAACUUAGAAUAAGUAGUAGCCAAAUUAAAAAAGGUUAAGAAAAUUCCUAUAAAAUUAAAAAAAAGAAAAAUGAGAAAAUCAUUAGCAAGAUCUUAUUCCAUUCGGCAUAUUAGCCAAACAAAAUCUUGA
Molecule: messenger RNA, 2963 nt
Organism: Paramecium sonneborni
Lineage: Eukaryota; Ciliophora; Oligohymenophorea; Peniculida; Parameciidae
Source: the annotation of a GenBank genome assembly